AUGGCAUUAGCAAAAUGGAGUAAAGACACGUUUGGUGAUAUCUUCCAAAAGAUAGCCACUUUGGAAGAUAUAAUCAAGGCAAAAGAAGUGCAGUUUGAACUCCAACCAACUCCUUUUAACAGAAGUGAAUUGAGCAAGGCCAAAGCAGAAUUGAGGAAAUAUCUAGUAGUGAAAGAGGAAGGGACUGAAGUUUCUGAUCAGAUUAAAACGGGCGAUGCAGCAGUUGAGUUUUAUCAAGACCAAUUCACAGAAGAGGGCAACAAUCAGGAGUAUGACAUGCUACAAAAUAUCCCAAAGUUAGUUACAGAUGAGCAGAACGAGGAGAUGACUAAGCUUCCAAGUAUUGAGGAAGUUAAAAAAGUGGUCUUUACUUUAAAUGGAGACAGUGAGUCGUUUAAAGGAUUUGGAAUGCCAAAAUGGGACCCUAAAAUCAAUCACUUAGCCUAUGCAGAUGACACAAUCUUGUUCGAUUCAGGGGAGAGGCAUUCAGUGAUCCAAAUGAUGAAGGUAUUGAGGGACUAUGAAAGAGUGUCGGGACAAAUGGUCAACAAAGAUAAGAGCUUUUUCUACCUGCAUGAAAAGACUCCUUUAAUUGUAACAGUCAGGUUGCGAAAGCUGACUGGAAUCAGGCCUGGUAACUUUCCAUUCACAUAUCUAGGUUGUCCUAUUUACUAUGGAAGAAAGAAAAAAUGUUAUUUUGAAGGGUUACUCAAGAAAGUUGCUGCCAGAAUUUUCUCAUGGCAAAACAAAUUCUUGUCAUUUGGUGGAAAAUACAUUUUGAUAAAUCAUGUACUGCAGUCCUUACCAAUUUAUAUGCUAUCAACACUGUCCCCACCAAAAGGUAUUAUAGAUCAAAUUCAUCAGAUGUUUGCUAAGUUCUUUUGGGGUAACUAUGCUGGAGUAAGAGGAAAACAUUGGGUUGCAUGGUCGGAGAUGUGCUAUCCAAAGAAGGAAGGAGGUCUAGGCUUUAGAUCCCUUUUUGAUACAUCAAAUGCUCUCUUUGCUAAACUGUGGUGGGUUUUUAGAACUCAGAAAUCAUUGUGGAGCACAUUCAUGUGGAACAAAUACUGCAAAAAACAUCACCCCAUAUUGGCUCAUAACAAGGGUGCAUCACAUGUAUGGAGAAAUAUGGUACGAGUUAGGGAGGAUGUAGAACACGAAAUAUGGUGGCAACAGAAAGAAGGUACUGCCAGCUUUUGGAUGGAUAACUGGACAAAACAAGGUGCUCUUUAUUACAUAGAACCACAAGGAGUAGAUGAGGAAAUAGAGGUUAAAGAGAUGAUCUUGAAUGGGCAAUGGAAUAUAGCAAGACUCCGUCAACUAUUGUCCCAUGAUAUGGUGGAUUGUAUACUGGAAAACAUCAGUCCCACCAUGAAUAUGGAUGAUCAAGAUAAAGCUUGGUGGAUGGGAAAUGCUCAAGGAGAGUUCACUAUUAAAUCAGCUUUUGAGUUAACUCGAAAGAAAAGAGAAGAGAAAGAAUGGAUGAAUAAUAUAUGGCUCAAGGGGCUACCUCUUAAAAUCUCGUUCUUUUUUUGGAGGGUCAGGAGACAAAGAAUCCCCACAGAUGAUGUUCUCAAAAGAAUGAGAGUAAAUUUGGUAUCAAAAUGUCAUUGUUGUAAUGUGGGCGAGGAGGAAACUAUACAACACCUUUUUCUAACAGCUCCCAUAGCCCAAAAGCUAUGGAAGCACUUUGCUUCAUGUGCAGGUAUUAGCUUAGAAGGAGUUCAUUUGCAACAACUUAUUACAAUCUGGUGGGACUGGCCAGGACAACACAAGGUGAAGCAAAUAUUUAAGGCAAUACCACCAAUUAUUAUGUGGGAGCUGUGGAAGAGGAGAAAUGCUCGAAAACAUGGGAAAGAGGUGUCAUAUUCGAGGUUGCUGGGACAAUGUCUACACACUGUCCAAAUGCUACUGAAAGUGAUGUACCCAAAGUUAUGUGAAGGCUUUCAGAACUGGCAGGAAAUGAUUACAAAACUAAGCGCAUAUAAACCAACUUUGUACUAUAGAUUAGUGUAUUGGNGUAACUAUGCUUGA
Messenger RNA from Solanum stenotomum, 2034 nucleotides. RefSeq lists its product as uncharacterized. The transcript has 3 exons. Bases 1 to 2034 code for a protein of 677 amino acids. NCBI's taxonomy places the organism in Eukaryota, Viridiplantae, Streptophyta, Magnoliopsida, Solanales, Solanaceae. The record is from RefSeq and is a predicted model, not a curated record.